UUUUGUUAUCGUUUUAUUAACAGUUUACUGUAAAAAGUUGAGUUGUGUGCAAAUAAUUAUUAUUAUUUUUAUUUAUUAUUAAUAACAAUGGCAGAGUUAAUUACAAUCAAUUAUGAUUUAAAAUCAAAUAAUGAAUUUGAUAUAAACGAUGUUGAUAGGAACUCGAUAAAUAACUUACACAAUAACAACAAGUCACCUACAGCUGCAGCUGGACGUUCAGAUAUUACAUAUGGAAUUGAUGAUAAUCCACCGUGGUAUCUGUGCAUAUUUAUGGCGUUACAGCAUUAUUUGACAAUGAUUGGGGCAAUUGUUGCAAUUCCAUUUAUACUUUGCCCAGCGCUGUGUAUGGCAGAAGAUGAUCCAUCACGUGGUCAUAUUAUUUCAACGAUGAUAUUUGUAACGGGCUUGGUAACUUGGUUUCAAGCAACUUUUGGCUGCCGUUUACCAAUUGUUCAAGGUGGAACGAUAUCAUUUUUAGUGCCAACACUUGCCAUUUUAAGUUUACCACAAUGGAAAUGUCCACCGGAAGAAAUUAUUGACAAAAUGAAUCCUGAUGAGCGAACUGAACUUUGGCAAAUUCGAAUGCGUGAAUUAUCGGGAGCCAUCGCCGUAUCUGCAAUAGCUCAAAUGUUAAUUGGAUAUGGUGGAAUUAUCGGUUACAUUUUAAAAUAUGUUACACCAUUAACAAUAGUGCCAACAGUUUCGCUAGUAGGUUUAUCGUUGUUCAAAAAUGCCGCUGAAGCAGCAUCUCAACAAUGGGGUAUUGCAGCUGGAACAAUAUUUUUUCUAACUUUGUUCUCACAGGCGUUGACAAAUGUGAGUAUACCGUUAUUAGCGUAUCGAAAGGGAAAUGGAUUACAAAUAACUUGGUUUCCAUUAUUCAAAUUAUUUCCGGUACUGUUAACAAUAAUUAUUAUGUGGGGAUUGUGUGCGAUAUUAACAGUGACGGAUGUAUUACCACCUGGACAUCCUGCGCGCACUGAUGUCAAACUUCGCAUCCUACAAGACUCACCUUGGUUCCGAGUCCCAUAUCCAGGUCAAUGGGGACUUCCAACCGUUAGUGUGAGCGGUGUAUUAGGGAUGCUUGCUGGAGUAUUAGCAUGCACAGUUGAAUCGAUUAGUUACUAUCCAACAACGGCCCGAAUGUGUAACGCACCCCCACCGCCAGUACAUGCCAUUAACAGAGGAAUAGGAACGGAAGGGCUUGGAACGAUACUUGCUGGACUUUGGGGAAGUGGAAAUGGUACAAACACAUUUGGUGAAAAUGUAGGAGCUAUUGGUGUAACUAAGGUAGGAAGUCGACGUGUAAUUCAAUGGGCAAGUCUGCUAAUGGUACUCCAAGGUGUUAUAAAUAAAUUUGGUGCUAUAUUUAUAAUUAUUCCUGAAGCCGUUGUUGGUGGAUUAUUUUGUGUGAUGUUUGGUAUGAUUGCCGCUUUUGGUUUAUCAGCAUUACAAUAUGUCAAUCUGAAUUCUGCUAGAAAUCUGUAUAUUCUUGGAUUUUCAAUGUUUUUCCCGUUGGUAUUAUGCCAAUGGAUGGCUGCAAAUCCUGGUGUUAUACAAACAGGAUCUGUUCUUGUUGAUAGUAUUCUAACAGUUUUACUUAGUACAACUAUACUUGUUGGUGGUGUUACUGGAUGCUUUUUAGAUAAUUUAUUACCAGGAACUCCCGAAGAUCGUGGAUUAAUAGCGUGGGCUAAGGAAAUGUCUUUAAAUACCGAUGAUACUGAAGUUAAUUCCGAUGAGUACAAUACUUACGAUUUUCCAAUUGGUAUGAGCCUUAUAAGAAGAUGGAAAUGGACAAGUUAUUUACCAUUUAUGCCUACAUACAGAACUCAUGGUAAGAAAGGGGCUUAAAAAUUCAUUUAAAUUCAAUUAAUGUCGAACACAGACAUUAUGAUUACUGUUACCAAUGUUUGCAGUGUAAGAGAGUAAUGAUCAAUGAAUGGAUUUCAUUACAAGUAUAAAUGGAAAACAAAUGUAAACAAAUGUAAAAUGUAAA
Messenger RNA from Chrysoperla carnea, 1999 nucleotides. Its product is annotated as solute carrier family 23 member 1. Gene Ontology annotation, biological process: transmembrane transport. The record is from RefSeq and is a predicted model, not a curated record. The transcript is spliced from 12 exons. Bases 88 to 1854 code for a protein of 588 amino acids. Gene Ontology annotation, molecular function: transmembrane transporter activity. Lineage: Eukaryota; Metazoa; Arthropoda; Insecta; Neuroptera; Chrysopidae. Gene Ontology annotation, cellular component: membrane.